This is a messenger RNA of Penicillium alfredii, 1200 nucleotides long. RefSeq lists its product as uncharacterized. The record is from RefSeq and is a predicted model, not a curated record. Gene Ontology annotation, cellular component: cell division site; septin ring; microtubule cytoskeleton. Lineage: Eukaryota; Fungi; Ascomycota; Eurotiomycetes; Eurotiales; Aspergillaceae. Gene Ontology annotation, molecular function: molecular adaptor activity; GTPase activity; GTP binding. The transcript is spliced from 5 exons. The coding region runs from base 1 to 1200 and encodes 399 amino acids. Gene Ontology annotation, biological process: cytoskeleton-dependent cytokinesis.
AUGUCGUCGGCUCUCAACGCGAUUCGUCGCAAGAAGAAUGUCAAGAAGGGAAUUCAGUUCUGUCUGAUGGUGUGCGGCGCCAGUGGAACUGGGCGCACAACCUUCGUGAACACCCUUUGUGGCAAGCAAGUUCUGGAAGGCAAGGAUGCCGAUGAUGCGGCCAAUGCUCACCUCGAGGAGGGCGUUCGUAUCAAGCCUGUCACUGUCGAGCUCGAAUUGGACGAGGAAGGCACCCGCAUCUCCCUGACCAUUGUCGAUACCCCCGGUUUUGGUGACCAGAUUGACAACGAAGCCAGGCAUGUCACCCGCCAGAGUGGCUCCCCCCCCCCCAUGACCUUGGCUAACAUCAUACCCGAUAGCUUUGGCGAGAUUGUUGGUUACCUCGAGCGCCAAUACGAUGAUAUUCUUGCGGAGGAAUCGCGGAUCAAGCGUAACCCCCGCUUCAGGGACAACCGAGUGCAUGUGCUGCUGUAUUUCAUCACGCCCACCGGCCACGGCCUGCGCGAACUCGACAUCGAAUUGAUGAAGCGCCUCUCCCCCCGUGUGAACGUGAUCCCCGUCAUUGGAAAGGCCGACUCUCUCACCCCCGCAGAAUUGGCCGAGUCGAAGAAGCUGAUCAUGGAGGACAUUGAACACUACCGCAUCCCCGUCUACAACUUCCCCUACGAUAUUGAAGAGGAUGAUGAGGACACCGUGGAGGAGAAUGCCGAGCUUCGUGGACUGAUGCCUUUCGCUAUCGUGGGUUCGGAGGACUUUGUGGAGAUUGAGAACCGAAAAGUGCGCGCCCGACAGUACCCGUGGGGUGUGGUCGAGGUCGAGAACCCCCGGCACUCCGACUUCCUGGCUAUUCGCAGCGCUCUCCUUCACAGCCACCUGGCCGACCUGAAGGAGAUUACCCAUGACUUCCUCUACGAAAACUACCGUACCGAGAAGCUCAGUAAGAGCGUGGAUGGUGCUACUCCGCCCCAAGACUCGACCAUGAACCCCGAGGAUCUGGCCUCGCAAUCCGUGCGUCUCAAGGAAGAGCAGCUCCGCCGCGAGGAGGACAAGCUGCGCGAAAUCGAACUCAAGGUGCAGCGCGAAAUUGCCGAGAAGCGGCAGGAGCUGUUGGCUCGCGAGAGCCAGCUCCGAGAAAUCGAGGCUCGCAUGGCGCGCGAGGCAAGCCAGGGCAAUGUCAGCGAAGCCAAUGGAGAAGCCUAG